Molecule: messenger RNA, 986 nt
Organism: Trichoderma asperellum CBS 433.97
Lineage: Eukaryota; Fungi; Ascomycota; Sordariomycetes; Hypocreales; Hypocreaceae
Source: RefSeq, a predicted model, not a curated record
CCGCAGCUCCGCAUCUGGCACUGUAUCUAAACAAUAUAUAUCUACUUGCAUGUAUUCAACAAAUGAGAGCAUCUCAUCGUGUACCGCCAAUCUCAAUCAAUACUGCUCUAUGAAUGAGACACAAUAAUAUACGCUCAUCUAAUUGAGUUCCUUGACAAUACAGCCAUGUCUCAUCCCACGCAAAUUCCCUACCGCCAAAUCCGCGCCUCCUAUGAUAGCCAACACAUCAUCGUCUAUCAAGCUUACAAAACUUCCAUUGCCGAUGCUGCGGUCAAGGCUCAGAAACUCAAUGCGUCCCCGGAUUUCAGCCCUGAGCGCAUGACCUGGAUCAAACCAAGCUGGUGCUGGAUGAUGUACCGCUCCGGAUACUCUCACAAGGACGCGGGCCAAAGCCGCAUCCUCGCCCUCAAGAUGAAAAAACAAGACUUUUUGGGCCUCUUGGAACAGGCAAUCCUGUCUACCCAUCCAUCCCCGCAUGCCCACGUAGACAAAGAAAGCACCAACAGGACAGUGGUCCACGAGAAACCUACGGACGUGAGAGUCCAGUGGGAUCCGGAGAGGAACCCGAAGCUGGAGGCGCUGCCUUACAGGAGCAUUCAGAUUGGCAUUCCUGCGACGCUGAGCACGAAAUGGGCGGAUGAGUGGAUCGUUUCCAUUGAGGACGUUACGGAGAGGGCCAAGGAGCUGAAAAAGGCCUUGGAGGAGCAGCCAGACAUUUCGACGGAUGAGUUGGUGAAAAGGGGGCUGGUGCCGGAAGAGAAGCCGUUGGAUGUCCCGGAGGAGAUUUUGUCGCGGUUGGAAAUGACUGUUUUGGGGGUUGCUGACGAAUUAUAAUACCUUUGCUUGUUUUUUCUUCUCCUUUUUUCUUUUCCUUUGAAUAAAAUUGGUUUGUAGCUCUUCGAUAUGGUAUCCAAGUAUUAAUCUGCGUGUACGUCUAAUGGAGCCCUGGACUUUAUCUAUAUACAUCAGGCAAAACUACUAUCUCC